GUAAACAAGCCCUCCCACCAGAAAUGCGUAAGCAAAAUCCUGGCGGGAGUUGACCUGACUGAAGAUUCUAUUGCUACAUUGCUAUCUUGACAUGAACAUUAACAUCACACAGGGCAUGUCAGUGCCUUAUUAUAGUCAUAUUAACAACUUUUAUUUCCAUUAAUUGGAUGCACACUAUAUGGAAAACGUUUACAUAGCUGCGGUAUAAGGAUUACAGAGCCGAGAAAAUGUCCAACAUGGAUGUCAUUUACCAGAAGGUUCACUUCAGGCACGACCCACGCUGGUCCGCAAUUACCGGACCCAGUGCUGAUGAUGUGGUGCUGUGUGUUGCCUGUGUCAUUGAGAUGAUGGAGAGCAAAGAUGUUUCGUGUGUACGAAAGUCAGUGGCAUUGGCUGGAGUUGGUGGAGUUCUAAAGCGAUCCCCUGGAGCCAUCAAAGAGUUGCUCUCCCAGGAUACCAGAGUCUGUCUACACUUCAUUGCCUCUUUACUGGCGAUGCUUCGCUCUUCUGAAGACUCAGCCACUUUGGAACAGGGUAUACAAGUUCUAGUUCAUCUGCUUUUGGAGCUGCAGAGCGAGCAAUUUGUACAGGACGUACUGAAUGACAUCCACACACAGCUUAGUCAGCAGGCGAGUGUGAGAGGCUUCUUACCCAUCUUCACAUUCCUGGGGAAGCUGGUGGAUGCACUUCCUGCUCUGCCCCAGACUUUAGCCUGCCAUCACGUGUCUUUGUUGGAGUGGUUGAGUGUGGGGCUGCAGUACCCUGAUGAGGUGCUGAAGGCCUCCGUGUGCUACAUCUUGCGGAGGGUGUGGGAGGUCCCUGCCGCCACCGAGUCCCUGCCGACCCCUCUUAGAGACAGCAUGGCCCGCGCCGUCCUGCACACCCUCCACCACGCCUCCACACCUCAGCUCACCAUCAACUGCCUGGGCCUGUUGAAGCAGAUGCUGCAGCUGGGUGAGGUGGUGUCGGUGCUGAUGAACUGCAGGACUGAGCUGGUCCCUGACGAGGGCAGUGCGGACUGGCCCUCCUCACAGUACUGCUCUUUACCUCUCGUCCUCAAGAAGUUGCUGUUGAGUGGAGAUGAGCUGCUGCAAGUGGCUAGUGCUCGCUGCAUGGCUGCUGUGCUGGUUCACUCCCCCAGUCAGUACUGCCCACAGUUCAUCCAGGCAGACUUACCUGAGUUCCUGUUUGAGCGCUUGAGCAGCAGCAGCAGCGAGGCUAUGCUGUGGUCGACUUAUGGUUGCCUGCUCUUACUGGCUGAGGAGUCACUGUUCUUUUCCCAGUGUCAUACAGUCUAUGGUAUUGAGCCUCUGGUGCGCAGCUUGAAGGAUGUCUUGAAGUUGACAAACCUAGAAGUGCAGAAACAAGGCCUCCAACUCCUCACUGUCAUCUUGGAUAGGCAGCCUGCAGCAGUGCGUCUCUUUCCCACCAGCAUGGGCUUUAUGGGUGUGGCGGAGGUGGUGCUGUCGGGCGUGUCCUCCCCCUGCCUGCGGGUGGCCACACAUGCAGCACGGGCCGCCACUGCCCUCCUCAGGCUACAGCACCAGUCGAGCCCUGUGCAGUAUAAAGAGCUGAAGAAGAUAGUUGGGGCGAUCAUCACUAGGUGCACUGAGUUACCCGUGCCCAUUACUACACGUCAGAGCACCACAGGGGUCCCUGGUCCCAAACCCACCAACCAGGCCUCAAAGGCAGGGAGCUUCCUCCUCCAAGCCCUGGUCUGCUUCCAGGAAUCCUGCAGGCUUGCAGAGCAGUGUUCCUCUGAGCCCAGCCUGAAAGAGAACGCUUUCACAGCCCCCAACCAGCAGAGGAAGGACUCUCUGGAGGCCCUCUGUCUCAGCCUGCUGCGCAGCUGUGAUACCGUCCUCAUCCCUACUGUCACUAGGCUGUGUGAGCAGGCCCCCAGUAGCCAGGUGCUGCAGCACUUCUUCUCCAUCCUCUCCUACCAGUUCACUCUGCUGCCCUCCCUCAUGCCGCUCUUUGCCCUCAAACUGGCUUCAUCUGGUUUCAUUAGACUGGUAUUGGAGCACAAGGCAGCUUUGUGCUCAGGAAACAGGAAUUCAGGUCUGAAUGCAGCCUGCUGUGACUUACUGCUAAAACUCUGUAAAUGUCUCCUCUCUCAACCAGCCAGUUCACAUCAGCAGGAUGUAGAGGAGCAGUUGGGGCUGCUGGAGGCCUCUCUGCUGUCGCUGUGCAGCCGCCUGGCGGAAUGGCCAUCCCUGCUGACGGACGCCUCGGGGACCCCCAGAGCCACCCAGCACUGUCUCAUCAGCCUGCUGCAUGUAGCCCAGCUGCACGGGGACAGGCUGCUCCCUGAGCCCGUGCUGUUCUCCUGCAUGGUGGCUGUGCUGUGCUCCAUGCCAGAGCCGGGAGACGCCCUAGUGCCCCUCUGUGUGCUCCGCUCUGCCCUCUACCUGCUGGCUAUCUGCCACGACAAGAGCCCAGCGCUAGACUGGGCUCCUCUGAACAGCAUCAGUAAGGCUCUGAGUCUCUGCCCCUUCCCCUCUCUGUACACACACCACCCAGCCCUGCUGCACUUCGUCUUCCGCUACCCCGAGCUGUCCGACCACUUCGGCCAGCCACUGCUAACGCUCUGGCUUUCCCAUCAGCCCCAGCCCGGGCGAGAGGACCAAGCAGAACCAGCGUUGGGGGUCAACUCGUCCUCCUCCUCCACCUCCUCUUCCUCAUCCACGCUGCAGGCCGUGCUAGACAAGAACCCUAAUGUGACCCUGACACUGAUGGUGAGGGAAAAAUGCUCUGUCACAGAAAUAGAUGCUCUGAUGCUGUCCAGCGCUCGAUCCAAAGCCUUGAAGGCAGUGAGACGCUUGUGGUCAGCGGUGAUGAGCGGCUGGCGGAGAGAGCCCUGUCUGAGCUGCGGUGCCUCCUGCAGGCCAGAGGGGGGCAGUGACGGGGCGCUGCCAACGCUGCUUAGGCCCGCGCUUCUGCAGCUGCUCCAGAGGCUGGCCUGCCACAGCACCGGCAGCAGCCAGGGGCCCGGACCCUCAGCUCCCUCUGCUCUGCCUCUCAUCCUGCAGCUGUUGUGUCUGAUGCAGACGGCGCCAUCGGCGGCCAGUGAGAUGGACGGCACCGACUUCAAACUGCUCUUCCACGUGAGUAACCUUGCAGGGAAGCUGAAGGCAAACAACAAGGAAACUCUCCUACCAGCUCUUAACUACCUGUAUUGUUGCCUUGCUCUCUCUCCCCCUCACUGUAGUGACAGAGCUGUGUCCAUGUUGCUGUGUAACACUGGGCUGAUGGAGCAGAUACAGGCAUUGCUGGACCUCUCCUCCUCAUCCUCCUCUUCUUCCUUCUCUUCUCCUCCGUCCAGUCUGCUCAGCUGCGCUCGUCUGCUGCUGUCCUCCCUCAUCAUCCUCCAGCACACACAUUCUGCUCAGGUGCACAGGUGUGUCCGAGUGGAUCUGGGUGCCAUGGUGCAGCUCCUGAGCUGCGGGAAGAGACAUGCAGACAACCUCUCUCUGGCCUGUUUGGUGCGGCUGCUGCAGGCAAUGCUGGAUGUGGAGCUGGCCUCUCCCCUGCUGCAGCUGGAGGAGGGGGCCGUCGGGGUGAGACAGCGCCCCCUACAGCCUGUCGACAGUGCCCUGCACCCGCUGGGCUCCCACGGGGCCCACGCUCUCGUCGCCGCCCUCCACGGCCUCCUGCUGCAGAAGCAGGAGGGACUGCUCAGUGUGUCUGUGAACUGUCUAAGGUCACUAAUGGGUUUCCUGCAUAAGAGAUGCCCCUCCACAGCACUGCAUGUGGCCUCUCAGCCCUGGGGACGCUUCCUGCUCUACUCGCUGCUGAACUCGGGGGAGAGUCUGCUGCAGCACCCAGCCAUACUGGCCCUGCUCACACUGCUGCUCCAGGCUGGUAGCGGGGUGGUGCAGUGGGACCCGGAGCUGGAGCAGGUGUUGAGUGCGGUGGAGAGGACAGGAGUGGACAAGCUCAGGCCCAGUGCUGCUCACACCCUCAAGGAGCUGCUCACACAGGUCCAGCACUCGACCUCACUUACACCCCCGUCUGAGCAGCACACUCUCAGGGCCACCGCUCUGCUUGAGUCACUAGAUCGCCUUCCCAGCCCAGAACCAGCCCAGAACAGCGUUCUACAUCAGGGGGAGCUGUCUUACUGUUCAUUAGAUGUCACAGUAAACACAGGGUGCUACAGGGAGUUGACAAGAAGUACUAAUGUUUAGCUUAUUGUAUUCUCAUUUAUGUAUUUAUGAAUUAAUGACUUUUUUUUUUUCCCAAUGUCUCUUCCUUAACUACUUUAUCUGAAUAAAACAAAGUUUGGUCACGGA
Alosa sapidissima (American shad) is the source of this 4292-nucleotide messenger RNA. Its product is annotated as meiosis inhibitor protein 1-like. The record is from RefSeq and is a predicted model, not a curated record. Gene Ontology annotation, biological process: meiosis I. The coding region runs from base 228 to 4187 and encodes 1319 amino acids. NCBI's taxonomy places the organism in Eukaryota, Metazoa, Chordata, Actinopteri, Clupeiformes, Clupeidae. The transcript has 33 exons.